GGCGCGGGGGCGGGCUCUGGGAGGGACCUGACCAGGCAGGGCAGGGAGGGCGGCCGCAGCGGGCGGGAUGGGUCGUCGCCGCCGGCUUCGCUGAGACUCGCUCGCGUGGGCUGCUCUGGCGGGCCCGCAGUGGUCGCGGCGGCAUGAAAGGCGCUCUAGGGAGCCCCGUGGCUGCGGCCGCCGCAGGCGCUGCGAUGCAGGAGAGUUUCGGCUGCGUCGUGGCCAACCGCUUCCACCAGCUGCUAGACGACGAGUCGGACCCGUUCGACAUCCUACGCGAGGCCGAGCGCCGGCGCCAGCAGCAGCUGCAGCGCAAGAGGGAGUCCCAGAAGGAGCGCAAGAGCCUCCCGGCCCCCGGCGCGCAGCAGCCCGACAGCACCGGGGCCGGCCCGCAGCCGCCCGGCCAGAAACGAACUCCUAGAAGAGGGGAGCAGCAAGGAUGGAAUGACAGCCGGGGGUCAGAGGUGACGCUUGACAGAGCAGAGCGGAGAUCCUACAGGGAGUAUCGACCCUGUGAGACGGAGAGGCAGGAGGACUUUACAGCGGAGAAGUUUACAGAUGAAAAACCAAUUGACAGGUUUGAUCGAGACAGACCACUGAGAGGGCGUGGAGGUCCAAGAGGGGGCAUGCGAAGCAGAGGCAGAGGUGGUCCUGGGAACAGAGCUUUUGACGGUUUUGACCAGAGAGGGAGACGAGAAUUUGAAAGAUAUGGUGGGAAUGAUAAAAUAGCAAUCAGAACUGAAGACAACAUUGGUGGGUGUGGAGUUCGCACCUGGGGAUCAGGUAGAGAUACCAGUGACGUGGAGCCAGCUGUGCCCAUGGAAGAGGUCACCGUGGUGGAGUCCCUGGGCCCCCUGGAGGAGGAAGCUCCAGCCAAAGUUCCUGAGUUGGAGGUAGAAGAAGAAACUCAAGUUCAAGAGAUGACCCUAGAUGAGUGGAAAAAUCUUCAAGAACAAACCAGACCAAAGCCUGAGUUUAACAUCCGGAAACCUGAGUCCACUGUCCCUUCCAAAGCAGUGGUGAUACACAAGUCGAGAUACAGAGAUGAUAUGGUAAAGGAUGACUAUGAGGAUGAUGCCCACAUUUUCCGGAAAGCGGCCAAUGACAUCACAUCCCAGCUGGAGAUUAAUUUUGGUAACCUCCCUCGUCCCGGGCGUGGAGCCAGAGGUGGCCCACGGGGAGGCCGAGGAAGGAUCAGAAGGGCCGAGAACUAUGGUCCCAGAGCAGAAGUGGUGACACAAGACAUUGCUCCAAACCCAGAUGACCCUGAAGACUUUCCUGCUUUGGCUUGAGAGAGCCCUAUCUACCUGGCAACUUAAAACAGCACUGACGUACCAGUGAAGAGACUUUUCUUGCUGUGGGGAGAAAGGCAGACUCUAAGAACAAUAGAUAUUGCUUGUCCCCGUGUGGUGUGAA
Ceratotherium simum simum (southern white rhinoceros) is the source of this 1416-nucleotide messenger RNA. NCBI's taxonomy places the organism in Eukaryota, Metazoa, Chordata, Mammalia, Perissodactyla, Rhinocerotidae. The record is from RefSeq and is a predicted model, not a curated record.